Molecule: messenger RNA, 1230 nt
Organism: Capsella rubella
Lineage: Eukaryota; Viridiplantae; Streptophyta; Magnoliopsida; Brassicales; Brassicaceae
Product: cytosolic sulfotransferase 18
Exons: 1
Coding region: 32-1060 (342 amino acids)
Biological process (GO): sulfation
Cellular component (GO): cytoplasm
Molecular function (GO): aromatic desulfoglucosinolate sulfotransferase activity
Source: RefSeq, a predicted model, not a curated record
GUGUUCCUCAAAUACUCUUACUCUCUCUUUAAUGGAAUCACACAUUACCGUACCAAGCCACCACGAGAAGGCAGAGACAGAGCCAACAGAGUUUGAGAAGAAUCAGAAACGGUAUCAAGACCUCAUUGCCACCUUUCCUCACACGAAAGGCUGGAGAAUGAAAGGUCCGAUGAUCGAAUAUGGUGGUUGCUGGUUCAUACAGCUUCUUCUGGAAGGUUGCCUUCACGCGCAAGAGUUCUUCCAAGCACGUUCCUUUGACCUCCUCAUUUGUAGCUCCUUAAAGACAGGUACCACUUGGCUCAAGGCUCUUACUUUCGCCAUCAUCAAUCGAUCUCGCUUCGAGAAUAUCUCCAACCCUCUCUUAAAACGUAAUCCUCAUGAGCUUGUUCUAUACAUUGAGAACGAAUUUGCUUUCUUCCCUCAAGUUGAUGCUCUCAAAGAUGAAGGAAACACUCUGUUUUCGACUCAUAUUCCACACGGGUUACUACCAAAUUCUGUAGCCAAAUCGGGUUGUAAGAUGGUUUACAUAUGGAGAGACCCAAAAGACACUUUCAUCUCCAUGUGGACCUUUUUGCAAAAGCAAUGGUUAGACUAUGGCCCUCUCAUUACUCUUGAGGAGUCUUUUGAUAUGUUCUGUCGAGGUGUUUCUCUUUAUGGUCCUUAUCUAGAUCAUGUCUUGGGGUAUUGGAAAGCUUACCAAGAAAAUCCAGAUAAGAUAUUGUUCCUCAAAUACGAGACAGUAAGAGCUGAUCCGUUGCCGUAUGUGAAGAGAUUGGCUCAGUUUAUGGGUUAUGGUUUCACAGCUGAGGAAGAGAAGGAAGGAGUUGUUGAGAAAGUUGUGAAUCUUUGCAGUUUCGAGACAUUAAAGAAUCUUGAAGUGAACGAAGGGGACAAAAUCAGAGAGGACAUUCCUUAUGUUCAUUAUUCGAAUAGCGCGUAUUUCAGGAAGGGAAUGGUCGGAGAUUGGCACAACCACCUGACUCCGGAGAUGGCAGCAAGAAUCGAUGGCCUGAUGCAUGAGAAAUUCAAGGGCUCCGGGUUGCUUGAACAUGAUCAAUAACUGCGUUGUGUGUUUCAGGACAAGGACUUAUAUCCUUUAUAUGCCUUCUCUUUCACAGUUUGAUUCUAUAUGUCAAUAUGUGUUAAGCUAUAAUUUGGCAAGAAUCAAUAAUUUAUCGUUUCUGUUUUGUCCAAAAUUAUUUUUUUUUAUAACAAAGAAAUCAUCUUUGA